Molecule: messenger RNA, 2589 nt
Organism: Poecilia latipinna (sailfin molly)
Lineage: Eukaryota; Metazoa; Chordata; Actinopteri; Cyprinodontiformes; Poeciliidae
Gene: ift56
Product: intraflagellar transport 56
Exons: 18
Coding region: 484-2151 (555 amino acids)
Biological process (GO): intraciliary transport involved in cilium assembly; intraciliary anterograde transport
Cellular component (GO): intraciliary transport particle B; ciliary basal body; ciliary base
Molecular function (GO): intraciliary transport particle B binding; protein binding
Source: RefSeq, a predicted model, not a curated record
UCCUACAAAAUAUACCCCCUUUAAGUUAUUAGGUUUUUAACAUUUUCAUCGCUAAGCUGUUUGUAUAACCUGCGCUGGAUUUUUUUUUUGUAUUUAACUUAGUGGAAAUAACACAACAAGCAACUGUGAAGCUGGAAAAGGUUUUUAAAUGUUAAGCUAUUUUUGUCGUGCUUUUAGCUUGAAAAGCUGUCGACGGAAGCUCCAACUUAUGCCGGGGCCGUUAGAGCUUAGCUCAUAGCGAGCUAACGUUACUAAGAAACGUUUUAGCAAAUCUGCUGCAAAGGAUUGGAAGAUGGCGAUAAUUUUCUGAUUAUAUUUUGAGUUUUGAAAGUUUUAUUUGAUUUUCUUUUAUAAGAUAUAACUUACUCAAAAUUACAGCGAUAUAUUUAAGUGGCGCGGAGGUGAACAUAAGAGUGUUUUCCGUUACCGUAGUGAUAAACAAGACUUAGCUAACACUGAGGUCCUCAAGAUAUACACCUCGAAAUGAUUCUGUCACGCGUGAAGCCAGCUGUGGGAGAAGAGACACUGGAGAGCAUCAGUGAUAAAAAGAAGAAAAACAAAACCAAGGUCCCCAGUUUGGAGGAGUACCUUCAGCAGAGAGACUACCUGGGUGCCUUAACGUUGCUGGAGUUUCAGAGAAGCAUUGGAGAAAAACAUGAGAAUACAGACCUGUGGAUUUGCUACUGUGCAUUUCACCUUGGUGAUUACAAGAGAGCCAUGGAGGAGUACAAAUCUCUGACCAAGAAGCCGGAUUGUCCUGCAGAGGUGUGGGUCUAUCUGGGCUGUGCCCUGUUUUUUCUGGGGCUUUAUAAAGAAGCUGAGGAGGCGGCGUCGAAAGCGCCGAUGUCCCCUCUCCAAAACCGGCUGCUGUUUCACCUGGAGCACAAGUUUAAGGACGAAAAGCGACUGAUGGCCUUCCACCAGAACCUGGAGGAUGUAACAGAGGAUCAGCUGAGCCUGGCCUCCAUCCACUACAUGCGCUCUCACUACGAAGAGGCUAUAGACAUCUAUAAACGCCUUCUGCUGCAGAACAGAGAUUACCUGGCUCUGAAAGUUUACGUGGCUCUGUGUUACUACAAGCUGGACUACUAUGAUGUGUCUCAGGAGGUUCUGGCCGUUUACCUGCAGAACAUCCCGGAUUCAACCAUAGCGCUCAACCUCAAAGCCUGCAACCAUUUCAGGCUGUACAACGGCAAAGCAGCAGAGGCUGAGCUGAAGAACCUAAUCGACAUCUCCUCCUGCUCCUUUGAGUUCGCUAAGGAGCUUAUCCGACACAACCUGGUGGUGUUCCGGGAAGGGCAGGGCGCGCUGCAGGUGCUGCCGCCUUUGAUCGAUGUGAUUCCCGAGGCUAGACUCAACCUGGUCAUCUACUAUCUGAGACAAGACGACGUCCAGGAGGCUUACAGCCUCAUCCAAGAUCUGGAUCCCGUUACCCCUCAGGAGUAUAUUUUAAAAGGAGUUGUGAAUGCUGCACUUGGACAAGAAAUCGGAUCAAAGGAUCACCUAAAAAUCGCCCAGCGGUUUUUUCAGUUGGUCGGCGGCUCAGCUAGCGAGUGCGAUACUAUCCCUGGCAGACAGUGCAUGGCCUCCUGCUUUUUUCUCCUGAGACAGUUUGAGGAUGUUCUCAUAUAUCUCAACUCUAUCAAGAGUUACUUCUACAACGAUACAUUCAACUUCAACUAUGCUCAAGCUAAAGCGGCGCUGGGAAACUACAAAGAAGCAGAGGAGCUUUUUCUGCUCAUUCAGAAUGAAAAGAUCAAGGAGGACUAUGUUUAUCUCAGCUGGCUGGCUCGAUGUUACAUAAUGAACCAGAAGGGCCAGCUUGCCUGGGAGCUUUAUCUGAAAAUGGGCACUUCCUCUGAUUCCUUCAGUAUGCUGCAGAUGAUUGCCAACGACUGCUACAAGAUGGGCCAGUUUUUCUAUUCUGCCAAAGCAUUUGAUGCCCUGGAGAAGCUGGACCCAAGCUCCAAUUACUGGGAGGGCAAAAGAGGGGCAUGUGUCGGCGUCUUUCAGCUCAUACUGGCAAACAAGGAGCCCAAGGAGUUACUCAAGGAGGUUUUACUCCUCCUGGAGAAUUCAGCAAACCUUCAGGUUGAAUACAUUAUCAGGAUCCUGAGAAAGUGGGCCAAAGACAACAGAGUCCUCCUCUAAUGACACUGAGGGAAGGCUAAGUGUGUCACAUGAAUGGAUCUAGAAGGAAAAAUGGUUCACUGUCUGCUACAUUGUAGUGAUUAAAUACAUGCAUACUUUGAUUAUUUUUUCCCCUUAAUGUAAUAUCAUUUAUGAGAUAUGACUUGCUGAAAUAAUCUUUCUGAUCUGUAAUAUUUUUUAUGAAUGUCUGUUAUUUUUUUUCUUGCUCAAACCUAAUUUUCAGGAAAACAUGGAUACUCAAAUCUCUGAAACAGAGGAGGGAGGAAGAUCUUCCUCACACUGGCGAUAGAGUGUGUUAACACACGUUUUGUUGAUAUCGUUUGUUUAAUGAAUACAACAAAAUUAUUUUUGUUGCUUAAAGUACUCUAUUUUCCAUAUGUAAAUAAACAAUAGGAUUAGAGUUUAAUAUGUGCACAUUUGUUAAUAAAAAACGGAACA